AUGGCCCUGGGUAGUCCCGAGCCUCCGAUAUGCUCGGCCGAAGGCAGCGGAAGCCUGCUGCCCCUGUUCGCGGAUGAGCAUCUGUGGAACAAGCCCCUUCGGGCGAUAUUGUAUGGCGUCGGUAUGGUGUACAUGUUCCUGGGAGUCUCGAUUGUGGCCGAUAUGUUCAUGAACAGUAUUGAGGAGAUCACAAGUCGAUCCAAACAGGUUAUGAAGAAGGAUGGGCGCACGAUAACGUACAAAGUUUGGAAUCCGACAGUGGCGAAUCUCACGCUGUUAGCACUUGGAUCUUCCGCCCCCGAGAUCCUGCUCUCUGUCGUUGAGACGCUGAACAAGGACUUCUAUAUCGGGGAGCUUGGCUCUGCCGGGGACUCGAUCUCGCUGUGA
This is a messenger RNA of Symbiodinium sp. CCMP2592, 387 nucleotides long. The record is from the annotation of a GenBank genome assembly. Lineage: Eukaryota; Dinophyceae; Suessiales; Symbiodiniaceae.